CCACACAGGAAAUCCUGAGGCCAAUGUGCUUGCCAUUUCAAGUGGGUGGAGCUGCUGCUAUUGUCUACUGGUAGAAAUGCGAAGGAGUCACCAUAGAAGAAGCAAACGUUCACGCACCCCACGAAGAAGACCAACGAGGAAGUCUGAUACAAGAAAUAACUUUUGUUGCCUGCUAAACUUCAGGUAAUUCAAGAAAAAUGUAUACGGAAUGUGAAAUGUAGAGAGAUUAAGUCUUCAGUUAAAUUUGCGAGAAAAUCGGUAAGUGUUUUUCUUGAGAAUUACGGUUUUGAAAAUCUAGUCCCGUCCUCAUAUUUGAGUUUUAGCCUUGUCAUGAGCUAACGUUAGCUAGCUAGCUAGUUAGCUUAUGCUAACUAGCUAGGAAGUAUCAUGACACAGCUAGACACGCUUUUUUGAUAGCCAGCUAACGCUCUAAUUUCAAAGGAAACAUUAGCUAAUUCGCCUGGAAACUACAUUUAUUUUUAGAUGAUUAUACGUUUUCAUCCUAUGAAUUUCUUCUUGAUAGUUAGCCAAACAUAUUUUGGUUGAUUUGUCUCAUCUUGAAACUGCAGUUGAAUUGUCCAAUCAAAUAUUUUCCAGCUAACUAGCUAGCUAUACUGAACAAAAAUAUAAACGCAACAUGUAAAGUGGUGGUUUCAUGACCUAAAUAUAGAUCCCAGACAUUUUCCAUAUGCAAAUUUUUUUUUAUCUCAAAUUCUGUGCACAAAUUUGUUUACAUCCCUGUUAGUGAGCAUUUCUCCUUUGCCAAGAUAAUCCACCCACCUGACAAUGUCGCAUAUGAAGAAGCUGAUUAAACAGCAUGAUCAUUACACUGGUGCACCUUGUGCUGGGGACAAUAAAAGGCUACUCUAAAAUGUGCAGUUUUGUCACAUAACACAAUGCCACAGAUGUCUCAAGUUUUGAGGGCGUGUGCAAUUGGCAUGCUGACUGCAGGAAUGUCCACCAGAGCUGUUGCCAGAGAAUUGAAUGUUCAAUUCUCUACCAUAACCAGCCUAUAACAUCGUUUUAGAGAAUUUGGCAGUAUGUUCAACCGCAGACCACGUGUGACCACGCCAGCCCAAGACAUCCACAUCCGGCUUUUUAACCUGCGGGAUCGUCUGAGACCAGCCACCCGGACGGCUGAUGGAACUGAAGAGUAUUUCUGUCUGUAAUAAAGCCCUUUUGUGGGGAAAAACUCAUUCUGAUUGGCUGGGCCUGGCUCCCUGGCCUCCAAGGCCCACCCAUUGCUGCACCCCUGCGAAAUCCAUAGAUUAGGGCCUAAUGAAUUUAUUUCAAUUGACUUAUUUCCUUAUAUGAACUGUAAAAUCGUUAAUUGUUGCAUGAAUAUUUUUGUUCAGUAUGCAAUGUUCAAAUAAUUACACGGCACAUCUUACAUUUUUACAUUUUUAGUCAUUUAGCAGACGCUCUUAUCCAGAGCGACUUACAGUUAGUGAAUACAUGUUUUAUAUAUUUUUUUCAUACUGGUCACCCGUGGGAAUCGAACCCACAACCCUGGCGUUGCAAACGCCAUGCUCUAUCAACUGAGCUACAUCCCUGCCGGCCAUUCCCUCCCCUACCCUUGACAACGCUAGGCCAAUUGUGCGCCGCCCAUGAGUCUCCCGGUCGCGGCCGGCUGCGACAGAGCCUGGAUUCGAACCAGGAUCUCUAGUGGCACAGCUAGCACUGCGAUGCAGUGCCUUAGACCACUGCGCCACUCAGGAGACAUCAAUAGUAGUCUUAUAUCAUGUGACACUACAGAACAAUACUAUGUCGUUAAUAGUAAUUUAAGCAUGCUUAUGCAACUGUCAGCUAGGUCAGAAUAAAUCAAUUAUCUUGUCUCCUCCACUACAGAAGUAAAGCAACCAGCCUACGUGUCUGUCAACAACCCAAGGAUCAUCAUGUCUUCAGGUGCUCUAUUCCCCAGCCUGGUCUCAGGCUCCCGGGGCUCGUCCAGUAAAUACCUGGUGGAGUUCCGUGCCGGUAAGAUGACCCUGAAGGGCAGCACGGUGACACCGGACAAACGUAAGGGCAGUGUGUACGUCCAACAGACGGACGACUCCCUCAUCCACUUCUGCUGGAAGGACCGGGGGUCUGGAAAUGUUGAUGAUGUGAGUGGAUUGCUGGAUAUUGAUCAAGUUGAAUCAGAUGGCGCAGUGUCUCUAGCCUGAUCCCAGAUUGGUUUGCCAAAGACAGAAGCAAUGGAGUUGGUAAAACAGCAUAAACAGAUCUUGUACCAGUCUAUGAUGUCUCUGGUAGCGAAACAGUAUAUAAACAGAAGAAUGUCUAAUGACUUAUACAAGAUUAACCCAGUAAAAAAAUAUGUGAUGGUUUCAGGUAAGGUUUAUAUAUAUCAUUUCUUGGUUUUGUUUCCAGGACCUGAUCAUCUUCCCUGAUGACUGUGAGUUCAAGAAGGUGAGCCAGUGUACCACAGGACGGGUGUUCGUGCUGAAGUUCAAGGCCGGAUCCAAGAGGCUGUUCUUCUGGAUGCAGGUGAGGGUUGAAUAAUUUUACAUUUACACAUAACGUAUAACAUUUAUUUUGACAUGGAACUAUAGCAGACAGGGUGGGGAUGAAUUAGCCCAGUGGUCCCAGAUCUGUUGGUACUGUCUUGCCAAAUAUGUGACAAUGACCAUAGAAGUUUGGCAAGACAGCAUCAAUGGGUCUGGGACCAGUCAAGGAAAUAAUGGGGUUUUGUAAGACCCUUUCUUAAAGGCCCAAUGCAGCUGUUUUUAUAUAAAUAUAAUAUGUUUUCUGGGGAACAAUUAAGUACCUUACUGUAAUAGUUUCCAUUUAAAAUGUGCAAAAAAAACAAAGAUGUGCAAAAAAAAUAUAUAUAUAUUUCUCAAGCAAGAAUUUUGCUAGGGCGGUCUGAGAGUGGUCUGAGUGGGGAAGGGAAACUGAAACCUAGCUGUUAUUGGUAGAGCGGUUUGGAACUGUUAACCAAUUUUACCGCAUGGUGAUGUCACCAUGGAAAGCCGAAACUCCCACCCCACCCCAUGCAAACAUGAUGAUUUUAGAAGGUCCAGUGUUGAUUGUAUUUUCAACCAGCAACUAUCAGGAAAUAACACUGAUCAUAUGUUUUCACACUUUUACAGUGUUCGUUUCAUCAGCUGUUGUACAAUGUGAUAUAAAACACAGGAAAAACUGAAUUUUGACUGCACGGGGCCUUUUUUAAUACUUUAUUCGUUCUUUACGUUAACCAUUUCUCUUGUCACCAUAGAGUCAAUACUUUGAUGAUAUUGAUCUCUUAAUAUUAAUGUCAUUUGAUUCCUGUGAUCACCAGGAGCCUAAAUCGGACAAGGAUGAGGAGUAUUGCCGUAAGGUGAAUGAGUACCUGAACAACCCUCCCAUGCCUGGAGCUCUGGGCAGUGGAGGCAGUAGCAGCCACGAGCUGUCUGCUCUGGGAGGUUAGGACAGACACACACCACCUCGACAUUCCUUAGAAAAAUUAUUUGAUUUUGUUUUCGUCUCUUAAGUUCAGAAUUGUCUUUUUUCCAGGUGAGGGUGGCCUGCAAAGCCUCCUGGGUAACAUGAGCCAUACGCAGCUGAUGCAGCUGAUUGGACCAACUGGUCUGGGAGGACUCGGUGGUCUAGGGGCCCUAGCAGGACCAGGUCUGGCCAGUCUGUUAGGUAGUGGAGGCCCUGCUACCAGCUCCUCAUCUUCCAGGUAAGGGGCCCUAGCUGGACCAGGACUGGCCAGUCUGUUAGCUAGUGGAGGCCCUGCUACCAGCUCCUCAUCUCCCAGGUAAGGGGCCCUAGCUGGACCAGGACUGGCCAGUCUGUUAUGUAUCAUCUCCCAGGUAAGGGGCCCCAGCAGGACCAGGACUGGCCAGUCUGUUAGGUAUCAUCUCCCAGGUAAGGGGCCCCAGCAGGACCAGGACUGGCCAGUCUGUUAGGUAUCAUCUCCCAGGUAAGGGGCCCCAGCAGGACCAGGUCUGGCCAGUCUGUUAGGUAGUGGAGGCCCUGCUACCAGCUCCUCAUCUCCCAGGUAAUAUUCUAAUACCACCAUUACUUCAUAUUAGCUAGCAGCUGUAGAUUUUUCUUCAGAUCUUACUUCAUAAUAAAGCAGUUGGAGGCGAGAGGGAGAGGGUGUGUGAUACGACUUUUCUAGCACAGCCGUGCUGCAGUCGAGGCGGCUCCGGGUACCCUAGAUCAGCACAGCCAUGCUAAAGAAGUUGUAUCACACAACCUUGAGUGUACAAUUUGCUUUUCUACAAUGAAAUAAAAACAUUAUUUUGCUAAAUGUAAUCAUAGGCUGUUUCAUGCUUCCACGAGAAUACAGUCCCGACAAAAAUCUAGGGUUGCCAGCCAAGCCGGCUGGUCGUUUGUCCAUUGGCUCCGUUGCUAGCCCAAGCUGGCUGGUUGUUCGCUCCGUUGCUAGCCAAGCCGGCUGGUCGUUCGCUCCGUUGCUAGCCAAGCCGGCUGGUCGUUCGCUCCGUUGCUAGCCAAGCUGACUGGUUGUUCGCUCCGUUGCUAGCCAAGCCGGCUGGUUGUUCGCUCCGUUGCUAGCCAAGCCGGCUGGUUGUUCGCUCCGUUGCUAGCCAAGCCGGCUGGUUGUUCGCUCCGUUGCUAGCCAAGCCGGCUGGUUGUUCGCUCCGUUGCUAGCCAAGCCGGCUGGUUGUUUGUUCCGUUGAGGUUCGUUCUAUUGGCAGGUUGCUAUGCCAAACAAAUAUGGUUGCUUUGCAGGCUCUUCUUCCUUGCUAGCUAGCCAACUACACAGCUAACACGGUCACGUCAGACGGAAGCUGGAGAGACAGCAAACCAGCUGCAUUAAAACACUGUACAGUAUUUUAGCGUAGACCAUUACAUAGAUAUAAGCUAUGCUACGUGUACAGUACACACCAUAACGAUCACUAUAACGCCUCCGCUCUUCCCUCCCCAACCACAGUUCCCGUAGUCAGUCUGCGGCCGUCACCCCCUCCUCCGGCUCUGCCGCCACCAGGAUCAGUUCAGCCGCGGCCCCCACCACUCCUGUUACCCCUGCUGCCACCUCUGCUGCCUCGCCCACUGUCACCCCCACCACUCCUGCUGGUAGUGUUAUCACCGUAUUCUCUAUCUAUAGUAUUUCACCUUAUUGUGUUAGUGUUGUUACCAUUUGUACUUUUAUAUUUUGUUGCACCGUUUACACCCCGCUGUAUUCUGUCUAUCUCACUCACAGUGGGGUGUAAAUGGUGCAAUAAAGUAUCUGUGUGUGUAUGUAUGUAUGUAUACAUAUAUCUACAUACAUACAGUUGAAGUCAGAAGUUUAUGUACAUCUUAGCCAAAUACAUUUCAACUCAGUUUUUCACAAUUCCUGACAUUUAAUCCUAGUAAAAAUUCCCUGUCUUAGGUCAGUUAGGAUCACCACUUUAUUUUAAGAAUGUGAAAUGUCAGAAUAAUAGUAGAGAGAAUGAUUUAUUUCAGUUUUUAUUUAUUUCAUCACAUUCCCAGUGGGUCAGAAGUUUACAUACACUCAAUUAGUAUUUGGUAGCAUUGCCUUUUAAAUUGUUUAACUUGGGUCAAAUGUUUCGGGUAGCCUUCCACAAGCUUCCCACAAUAAGUUGGGUGAAUUUUGGCCCAUUCCUCCUGACAGAGCUGGUGUAACUGAGUCAGGUUUGUAGGCCUCCUUGCUCGCACACGCCUUUUUAGUUCUGCCCACACAUUUCCUAUAGGAUUGAGGUCAGGGCUUUGUGAUGGCCACUCCAAUACCUUGACUUUGUUGUCUUUAAGCGAUUUUGCCACAACUUUGGAAGUAUGCUUGUGGUCAUUGUCCAUUUGGAAGACCCAUUUGAGACCAAGCUUGGUGUUCUCUGGCAAAUGCCAAACGUCCUGCACGGUGUUGGGCUGUAAGCACAACCCCCACCUGUGGCGUCGGCCCUAAAACCUCAUGAGUCUUUGACCGUUUGAGCAACCAUAUUGUGCCUGCUGGGGUCAUUUGCGGCUCUGGCAUGCUGGGCUCUCCUUGCACAAAGCGAUGUAGCAGUCCUGCGACUGGUGUUGCCCUCCUACGGCCUCCUCCACGUCUCCUGAUGUACUGCUUCUCCUGUAGCGCUCCAUGUCUGACACUCGCUAAGACCAGCACCUUCUUGCCACCGUCGCAUUGAUGUGCAUCAUGAUGAGCGCAUACUGGCCCUUGUGUGGGUUGUGACCGUUCUGCUACAUAAGUGAAAGCACCGCCAGAUCAAUGUGACCAAAACUGAGCCAGAAGCAUAGGAACUGAGAAGUGGUCUGUGGUCACCACCUGCAAAACCAGUCCUUUAUUGGGGGUGUCUUGCUAAUUGCCUAGAAUUUCCACCUGUUGUCUAUUCCAUUUGCACAACAGCAUGUGCAAUUUAUUGUCAAUCAGUGUUGCUUCCUAAGUGGACAGUUUGAUUUCACAGAAGUGUGAUUGACUUGGAGUUACAUUGUGUUGUUUAAGUGUUCCCUUUAUUUUUUUGAGCAGUGUAUAUACUACCAUUCAAAUUUUGGGGUCACUUAGAAAUGUCCUUGUUUUCGAAAGAAAAUAGUUUUUUUGUCCAUUUAAAAUAACAUCAAAUUGAUCAGAAAUACAGUGUAGACAUUGUUAAUGUUGUAAAUGGCUAUUGUAGCUGGAAACGGCUGAUUUUUAAUGGAAAACCUACAUGAGCGUACAGAGGCCCAUUAUCAGCAACCAUCAGUCUUGUGUUCCAAUGGCACGUUGUGUUUGAUAAUCCAAAUGUAUCAUUUUAAAAGGCUAAUUGAUCAUUAGAAAACCCUUUUGCAAUUAUGUUAGCACAGCUGAAAACUGUUGUGCUGAUUUAAAGAAGCAAUAAAACUGGCCUUCUUGAGACUAGUUGAGUAUCUGGAGCAUCAGCAAUUGUGGGAUCGAUUACAGGCUCAAAAUGGCCAGAAACCAAUAACAUUCUGCCAGUCCUGUCUGGUCCAGUGACGGUGGGUUUGUGCCCAUAGGCGACGGUGGGUUUGUGCCCAUAGGCGACGUUGUUGCCGGUGAUGUCUGGUGAGGACCUGCCUUAUAACAGGCCUACAAGCCCUCAGUCCAGCCUCUCUCAGCCUAUUGUGGACAGUCUGAGCACUGAUGGAGGGAUUGUGCGUUCCUGGUGUAACUUGGGCAGUCGUUGUUGCCAUCCUGUACCUGUCCCUCAGGUGUGAUGUUCGGAUGUACCGAUCCUGUGCAGAUGUUGUUACAUGUGGUCUGCCACUGCGAGGACGAUCAGCUGUCCGUCCUGUCUCACUGUAGCGUUUAUCUCCUGACCAAGACAGGGUUGCAGCAUCCUAGCCGUUCACGCAGAAGCAGCCUGGCACUUUCUUGGGUUUUCAAUUUUAGGCCAUUUUGACUUAUUGCUACUAAGCGUUUUUACGACCUUCCAGUAUGCAUGUCAUUGAACAAUCAUGGAAACAGGGUUAACCCUAAAUGCUGGACAAAAUUAUCUUUGAAAGACAGGGUCCUGAAAAGGGGAUGUUUAUAUACACACAAAGUUCAAAGGUCAAAAGUUUUAGAACACCUACUCAUUCAAGGGUUUUUCCUUUUAUUUUUACUAUUUUCUACAUUGUAUAAUAAUAGUGAAGACCUCAAAACUAUGAAAUAACACACGUCCUGUCUGUGACGGAUAAACGUUGAUUUGAUUUGCUGCAGCCCAGACCCCAGUAGUGCCUGCAGCCGUCGGCUCCCCCACCCAACCCAUCCAGCUCAGCGACCUGCAGAGCAUCCUGGCCACUAUGAACGUACCGGCCAUGUCCGCCGCCGUCGCGGCACAGGGAGCUGAGGGUAAGCAGACGACUGCGCCACUGAAAUGGAUGGGGAGAAGUAGUCAUAUUAUUAUUACACAUGCUGUGAAAACGUUGGCUUUGUUUUUCAUUUUUCACUUUGAACAAUUAGCUUGUUUUAGAUGGCUAAAUAGGGAUACAAAAAAAAAAGAUGGCAUAGUUGCAUAAUAAACUGUAGGCAGUAAAUAACUGUAGUAGAGUUGCAUAAUAAUCUACCUACCAUAAUGACUGUAGUAGAGUUGCAUAAUAAACUACCUACCAUAAUGACUGUAGUAGAGUUGCAUAAUAAACUACCUACCAUAAUGACUGUAGUAGAGUUGCAUAAUAAUCUACCUACCAUAAUGACUGUAGUAGAGUUGCAUAAUAAUCUACCUACCAUAAUGACUGUAGUAGAGUUGCAGAAUAAACUACCUACCAUAAUGACUGUAAUAGAGUUGCAUAAUAAACUACCUACCAUAAUGACUGUAGUAGAGUUGCAUAAUAAUCUACCUACCAUAAUGACUGUAGUAGAGUUGCAUAAUAAUCUACCUACCAUAAUGACUGUAGUAGAGUUGCAUAAUAAACUACCUACCAUAAUGACUGUAGUAGAGUUGCAUAAUAAACUACCUACCAUAAUGACUGUAGUAGAGUUGCAUAAUAAACUACCUACCAUAAUGACUGUAGUAGAGUUGCAUAAUAAUCUACCUACCAUAAUGACUGUAGUAGAGUUGCAUAAUAAUCUACCUACCAUAAUGACUGUAGUAGAGUUGCAUAAUAAACUACCUACCAUAAUGACUGUAGUAGAGUUGCAUAUAAAUACUACCUACCAUAAUGACUGUAGUAGAGUUGCAUAAUAAUCUACCUACCAUAAUGACUGUAGUAGAGUUGCAUAAUAAACUACCUACCAUAAUGACUGUAGUAGAGUUGCAUAAUAAUCUACCUACCAUAAUGACUGUAGUAGAGUUGCAUAAUAAACUACCUACCAUAAUGACUGUAGUAGAGUUGCAUAAUAAACUACCUACCAUAAUGACUAGUAGAGUUGCAUAAUAAACUACCUACCAUAAUGACUGUAGUAGAGUUGCAUAAUAAUCUACCUACCAUAAUGACUGUAGUAGAGUUGCAUAAUAAUCUACCUACCAUAAUGACUGUAGUAGAGUUGCAUAAUAAUCUACCUACCAUAAUGACUGUAGUAGAGUUGCAUAAUAAACUACCUACCAUAAUGACUGUAGUAGAGUUGCAUAAUAAUCUACCUACCAUAAUGACUGUAGUAGAGUUGCAUAAUAAUCUACCUACCAUAAUGACUGUAGUAGAGUUGCAUAAUAAACUACCUACCAUAAUGACUGUAGUAGAGUUGCAGAAUAAACUGACUACCAUAAUGACUAGACAUUUACUUUAGAUUUUUCUGCAUCUUCAUAUGAGAAGACCGUAACAUCUGGCAUUAUGCUGUGUUGUCCCAUGAAGUAAUAGUGUAUAUUUAUCACCCUCUCCUCAGUGGACCUGGCCAGUGUGUGUGUCUAAUAAAUAUACUGAACAACAACAUAUAAAUGCAACAAUUUCAAAGAUUUUACUGAGGUACAGUUCAUAUAAGGAAUUCAGUCAAUUGAAAUAAAUAAAUUAGGCCCUGAUCUAUGAAUUUCACAUGACUGGGAAUACAGAUACAGUGCCUUCGGAUAGUAUUCAGACCCCUUGACUUUUUCCACAUUUUGUUACGUUACAGCCUUAUGCUAAAAUUGAUUAAAUAAAUACUUUUUUUCAGCAACCUACACACAAUACCCCAUAAUUACUAAGCAAAAACAGGCUUGUAGAUUAUUUUGCUAAUGUAAUGUAAAAAAACAUACCUUUAUGUACAGAGGUAUUCAGACCCUCUGCUAUGAGACUUGAAAUUGAGCUCAGGUGCAUCCUGUUUCCAUUAAUCUUCCUUGAGAUGUUUCUACAACUUGAUUGGAAUCCAACUGUGGUAAAUUCAAUUGAUUGGACAUGAUUUGGGAAAGGGACACACCUGUCUAUAUAAAGGUCCCACAGUUGACAGUGCAUGUCAGAGCAAAAACCAAGCCAUGAGGUCAAAAGGAAUUGUCCGUAGAGCUCCGAGACAGGAUUGUGUCGAGGUACAGAUCUGGGGAAGGGUACCAAAAAAUGUCUGCAGCAUUGAAGGUCCCCAAGAACACAGUGGCCUCCAUCAUUCUUAAAUGGAAGAAGUUUUGAACCACCAAGACUCUUCCCAGAGCUGGCCGCCCGACCCAAUCAGGGGAGAAGGGCCUUGGUCAGGGAGGUGACCAAGAACCCGAUGGUCACUCUGACAGAGCUCCUGUACCUUCCCAAGUUCUCUCACGUCACCCCCCUCCUCCGCACACUCCACUGGCUUCCAGUUGAAGCUCGCAUCCGCUACAAGACCAUGGUGCUUGCCUAUGGAGCAGUGAGGGGAACGGCACCUCUGUACCUUCAGGCUCUGAUCAGUCCCUACACCCAAACGAGGACAUUGCGUUCAUCCACCUCUGGCCUGCUGGCUCCCCUUCCUCUGCGGAAGCACAGCUCCCGCUCAGCCCAGUCAAAACUGUUCGCUGCUCUGGCACCCCAAUGGUGGAACAAGCUCCCUCACGACGCCAGGACAGCGGAGUCACUCACCACCUUCCGGAGACAUUUGAAACCCCACCUCUUUAAGGAAUACCUGGGAUAGGAUAAAGUAUUCCUUCUAACCCCCCCCCCCCCCAAAUUGUAAAGUGGUUAUCCCACUGGCUAUAGGGUGAACGCACCAAUUUGUGAGUCGCUCUGGCUAAGAGCGUCUGCUAAAUGACGUUAAUGUGCCCUUGGUUCCUCUGUGGAGAUGGUUGUCUUUCUGGGAAGGUUCUCCCAUCUCUGCAGCACUCCAUCAAUCAGGCCUUUAUGGUAGAGUGGCCAGACGGAAGCCACUCCUCAGUAAAAGGCACAUGACCACCCGCUUGGAGUUUGCCAAAAGACACCUAAAGGACUGUAAGACCAUGAGAAACAAGAUUCUCUGGAGGAAACCUGGCACCAUCCCUACGGUGAAGCAUGGUGGUGGCAGCAUCAUACUGUGGGGAUGUUUUUCAGCGGCAGUGACUGGGAGACUAGUCACGAUCGAGGGAAAGAUGAACAGAGUAAAGUACAGAGAGAUCCUUGAUAAAAACCUGCUCCAGAGCGCUCAGGACCUCAGACUGGGGUGAAGGUUGACCUUCCAACAGGAUAACAACCCUAAGCACACAGCCAAGGCAACGCAGGAGUGGCUUCGGGACGAGUCUCUGAAUGUCCUUGAGGUGCCCAGCCAGAGCCCGGACUUGAACCUGAUCGAACAUCUCUGGAGAGACCUGAAAAUAGCUGUGCAGCAACACUCCCCAUCCAACCUGACAGAGCUUGAGAGGAUCUGCAGAGAGGAUUGGGAGAAACUCCCCAAAUACAGGUGUGCCAAGCUUGUAGCGUCAUACCCAAGAAGACUUGAGGCUGUAAUCGCUGCCAAAGGUGCUUCAACAAAGUACUGAGUAAAGGGUUUGAAUACUUGUGUGUGUAUAUAUGAUAUUAGUUUUUUUAGAUUUAAUACAUUUACAAUUUCAAAAGGAACAAUUUUUCUUCGUCAUUAUGGGGUAUUGUAGAUUGAGGGAAAAACUAUUUAAUCAAUUUUAGAAUAAGUCUAAUGUAACAAUGUGGAAAAAGUCAAGGGGUCUGAAUACUUUCUGAAUGCAUCUGUUGGUCACAGAUACCUUCAAAAAAAAGUCGAUCAGAAAACCAGUCAGUAUCUGGUGUGACAACCAUUUGCCUCAUGAAGUACGACAUCUCUUCGCAUAGAGUUGAUCAGGAUGUUAAUUGUGGCCUGUUGAACGUUGUCCCACUCCUCUUCAAUGGUUGUGCAAAGUUGCUGGAUAUUGACUGGAAUUGGAAUGCGCUGUCGUACACGUCGAUCCAGAGCAUCUCAAACGUGCUCAAUGGAUGACAUGUCUGGUGAGUAUGCAGGCCAUGGAAGAACUGGGACAUUUUCAGCUUCCAGGAGCUGUGUACAGAUCCUUACGACAUGUGGCCGUGCAUUAUUAUGCUGAAAAAUGAGGUGAUGGUGGCAGAUGAAUGGCCCGACAAUGGACCUCAGGAUCUCUUCACGGUAUCUUUGUGCAUUGAAAUUGUGAAGCCGGUUGGUCGUACUGCCAAAUUCUCUAAAACAACGUUAGAGGCGGCUUAUGGUAGAGAAAUUAACAUUACAUUCUCUGGCAACAGUUCUGGUGGACAUUCCUGCAGUCAGCAUGCCAAUUGCACGCUCUAUCAACUUGUGCCAUUGUUUUGUGACAACUGCACAUUUUAGUGGCCUUUUAUUGUCCCCAGCACAAGGUGCACCUGUGUAAUGAUCAUGCUCUUUAAUCAGCUUAUUGAUAUGCCACACCUGUCAGGUGAAUGGAUUAUCUCGGCAAAGGAGAAAUGCUCACCAAUAGGGGUGUAAACAAAUUUGUGCACACAAUUGAGAUUUUUUUUUUUUGGUGCGUAUGAAAGAUUUCUGGGAUCUUUUAUUUCAGGUCAUGAAACAUGGGACCAACACUUUAUGGACCAACACUUUGCGUUUUUUAUAUUUUUGUUCAGUAUAUAAAAGUGUGUGAAACUCCGUAUUAGGAAGGUGUCCUUCAUGUUUUAUACACUGUGUAUAACCCUCUCUCUCUCUCGUCAGUGGACCUGGCCAGUGUGUGCACCCCGGAGAUCAUGGCCCCUAUCCUGUCUAACUCUGAGGUUCAACAGAGGCUCCUGCCUUACCUGCCCUCUGGAGAGUCUCUACCUCAGAGUGCAGAAGAGAUCCAGAACACUCUCACCUCGCCGCAGUUCCAACAGGUGAGGUUUAAAAACAAUCACAACAGUAUAUCUCCUAGUUUACAGAGAAACAUUUUGAUCGGUAUGACUGACAAAGAACCUCCAUAACAUUCCCUUAUUCAGGUAAACGCUAAACUCCUGUCUCUGUCGCUCUCUCCCCCCCCAGGCGAUGAGUAUGUUCAGCAGUGCCCUGGCAUCAGGACAGCUUGGACCUCUCAUGAACCAGUUUGGUCUGCCCUCUGAGGCUGUUGACGCAGCUAACAAAGGAGGUGAGACCCCACAAACACACACACACACACACACGUCAUUUACACAUCCUCACACGAGCAGUAAGCACACAUGCCAACAGGGGGCAGCAGUAGCCUUGAGGUUAGAGACAGGCCAGUAACCAGAGGUUAGAGACAGGCCAGUAACCAGAGGUUAGCGUCAAUAUACCAUCUGCUGCCUACUGCUGUUGUGCCCUUGAGCAAAGAACUGAACCCCCCCCCCCCUCCCCUUUUCUAAAUUCUGAUUCAGAUGUGGAAGCGUUUGCCAAAGCCAUGGAAGGGACUGACAAGGAUAAAGACAAGAAGAAGAAGAAGGAGGAUGAUGAUGAGGAUAUGAGUCUGGAUUAG
Molecule: messenger RNA, 13106 nt
Organism: Coregonus sp. 'balchen'
Lineage: Eukaryota; Metazoa; Chordata; Actinopteri; Salmoniformes; Salmonidae
Source: the annotation of a GenBank genome assembly